AUGGCCGGCGCGAUCGACCUCAGCUUCAGCACCACCGCCUGCCUCGAGGUUUUCAGGCUGGAUUACAGUAAUCCAUCCACGGACAUGCCCCUCGCGGGCGGCGCGGUGGCUGCGAACGAGCGCUUCCACCGACUCGUGUGGGGUCCGCUGCAGACGGAGGGGAUGCCCCACGGGCUCAUCGCCGGUGGCCUGGUGGACGGCAGCGUGAACCUGUACAACCCGGCGCGGAUCAUCGGCUCGCCCAUCGGCGCCGAGCCCAGCGACGGGGUGUCCAGCGGCGCCCUGGUGACGAAGAUGCAGAAGCACUCCGGGCCCGUGCGCGGCCUCGAGUUCAACAGCUUCUCCCCCAACCUGCUUGCAUCCGGCGCCGAGGACGGCGAGCUCUGCAUUUGGGAUCUCGCCAGGCCCGCGCAGCCGAGCCUCUAUCCCGCGCUCAAGGGUGGCGCCGGCGGGCAACCCACGGCCGGGGAGGUCAGCUACCUGGCGUGGAACAAGAAGGUGCAGCACAUCCUCGCCAGCUCGUCCCUCAACGGCACCACCGUGGUGUGGGAUCUGAAGCGACAGCGGCCGGUGAUCUCCUUCACCGAUCCCAACAGCCGCAGGAGGUGCUCGGCGAUGCAGUGGAACCCCGAGGUUGCGACGCAGCUCAUCGUCGCAUCCGACGACGACAGGUCCCCGUCGCUGCAGAUAUGGGACCUUCGCAACUCCAUCUCCCCGGCCAGGGAGUUUGUGGGCCACAGCAAGGGCGUCCUCGCGAUGGCGUGGUCGCAGGCGGAUCCCGGGCUGCUGCUCACCUGCGGCAAGGACAACCGCACGCUGUGCUGGGACACCGUGGCGGGCGAGGUGCUCGCGGAGUUACCCGCGAGCAGCAACUGGAACUUCGACGUGCAGUGGUCCAGCACCACCCCGGGCGUCCUCUCCACCUCCUCCUUUGACGGUCGCGUCGGGCUCUACAACCUGCAGCGCGCGGGCGGCAUCGACGCGGGUCCGGGCACCGUCGACCAGUACGGCGUUCAGCAGCCAGGUCCGAAGGCGCCGAUGAAGAAGGCGCCCGCGUGGAUGAGGAGGCCGUGCGGCGCCACCUUCGGCUUCGGCGGGCAGCUGGUGGGCUUUGGCGUCAAACCGAAGGGUGGCGCGGAGGAGCCCGCGGCGGCGGAGAAGCCGUCGGGAACCGCGCUCACCCUGAUGAAGGUUUCCACCGCCGUCGAGGCCGAGGUAUCCGCCGAGCUCGAAGGCGCCGUAUCCACCGGGGGAAGCGACGCGCUCAAGACGUUCUGCGAGACCAAGAAGAGCGAGGCGACCGAGACUGCGGCUAAGGAGGACGAGGAGACGUGGGGUUUCCUCGGGAUCCUCUUCGAGGAGGACGCGCGACGGGAGCUCCUCAAGCACCUCGACUUCGGCGAGGCGCUCGUCGCCAAGGAGCUGGCGGAGUCCGAGGCCGAGGCCGAGAAGGCCAGGUCGGCCGCGGAAGCCGAGGCGGCCGCGGCGGACGCCGCCGUCGCCGCCGCCGCCGCCGCCGCGCCGCUUCCCCCGGUGGACGGCGACGAGUUCUUCAACAACCUCCCGGAGCCGACGCCGGCUGCCCCCGCGGCGCCUCCGCCCCCGCCCGCGCCCGUCGACGAUGGGAUGUCCUUCUUUGACGACAUGGACGCGAACGGCGGGAUGCCCAAGCCCCCCCCCUCGCCCCCGCCCGCCCCCGCCUCCGAGCCAAUCGCCGAGGCCCCGGAGGCGGUUGCCGCUCGCAAGGCGGCGGCGGCGCGGGCUGCCGCGAUGGCCGCCGCCGCCGCCGAGCCCGUCGAACACAUGGACGCGCACGACGCCGCGGUGCAGCGUGCGCUCGUCGUGGGCGACUACCGCGCCGCGGUCAACGCGUGCAUCGCUGCGGGCCGUCACGCCGACGCUCUCGUGCUCGCCAGCGUGGGUGGCGCCGAGCUCUGGGAGGAGGCCCGCAGCAGGCACAUCGCGGCCAACAUCGGCCGGCCGUACAUGCGCGUCGCGUCCGCGGUGGUCUCCGAGGACCUGGAGGCGCUGGUGAAGUCCCGCCCUCUAGCCAAGUGGAGGGAAACCCUGGCCAUCCUGUGCACCUACGCGCCGGCGGAGUCGUGGGGCGCGCUCGCCGGCGUCUUGGCGGGUCGACUCGCCGACGCCGGCAACUUUCACGCGUCGACCUUGUGCCACAUCUGCGCGGGCGACGUGGACUCCGCGGUGCAGCACUGGCUCGGCGCCCUGCCACCGGGGAAGGUUGCCCCGCCCGCGCUUCACUCCGUGCUCGAGAAGGCUGUGGUGCUCACCCGCGCCACCGGGCAGUCGAGCGGCGUCGGCCUGGCGCAGCUGGUGGUGUCCUACGCGGAGGUUCUCGUGUCGCAGGGUCAGUUGGACGCCGCCAUCACGUACCUGGACAUGGUUCCCGACGGGGGCGACGCGAUCGUCACGCUCCGCGAUCGCAUCGUGCGCGGAGGGGCCGGAACCACCGCCAGCAGCAGCGCCGCCGCCCCAGCCCCAGCCGCCCCCGCUCCAGCCCCGGCGGCUCCCUCUCGGGGCGCAUACGGCGGCGCAUACGGCGGCUACUCCGCCCCGCCCGCGCAGCCCGCUAACCCCACCGGUACCUACGACGGCUACGGUGGAUCGUCCGCGUACGACGGCGGCUACUCCCAGCAGCCAGCGCAGCAGAGCUCCUACGGCGCCUACGGGCAGAGCACCUACGAGGCCCCCCCGGCUCCGUCGCUGCCCCCGCAGCCGGCGCAGAGCGCCUACGCGGCGUACGACUCCAACCCCGUGCAGUCGGCGUACGGCACUCAGUCCCCCAUGGGCAUGGGAGCCGCCGGCAUGGGCGCCGCCGGGAUGGGCGCGCCCCCGCCGGCGUUCUCCCCCGCGGCGGUUACGGCUCCGCCCCCGGCGUACGGUCAUCCCAACGUGAUGGUCCCGAGCGCGCCGCCGCAGCACGCGCCCGCCGCCCCGCCCCCUCCACCGCCGACGUCCACGGUCGCCGCGGCGCCGUCUUUCGACCCCUCCGCGUCGACCCCGCCGCCCCCGCCGCCAGCCCCCGCGGCCCCGGCGGCGUACGCCGCGUCGCCCCCCGCCGCGAAUGCGUACAACCCUGCGCCGGCGCAGUACGCUCCGGCUCCCGGCGGCGAUUACGGCGCGUACGGGGCGUCGCCCGCGGGCGGAUACGGCGCACCGGUCACGACGGCGGCGGGUGGUUACGGAACCCCGCCUCCGGCGCAGUUCCAGCCCGCGAUGCAGCCCAGCGUGAUGCAGCCGGGCGCGCCGGCGGCUCCCUCGUCGGCUCCCGCGCCUCCCCCCGCGCCCGCGGUGCCCAAGCCGCCCGCGAACUUGACCAUGGACACGGUGGACACGAAGGACGUGAAGCCCGCGCACCAGGGCAUCGUCAAGUCCAUCACCGUCCUGUUCAGGCAGUGCGAGGCCGCGGCGGGCAGUCACCCGGCGAGGAAGAAGGAGGUUGACGACGCCAGCAAACGCGUCUCCGUGCUGCUGUGGAAGCUGAACCGCGGCGACGUGUCGGAGUCGGUGUGCGGCAAGUUGCUGCAGAUGUGCGCGGCGCUCGACGCCGGGGACGUGGCGGGGGCGACGCAGGUGCAGGUGGCGAUGACCACGAGCGAUUGGGACGAAGCCUCGGGCUUCUUGACCGCUCUGAAACGCGGCCUGACCUGGUGGACCACCGACGUGGACAUCGAGACGUACUGCGCCGAGUACGGGACGGUCAAGUCGUGCGUGUUCUUCGCGGAGAAGUCCAACGGCAAGUCCAAGGGGACGGUGUGCGUGGAGUUCGAGGACCCCGCCGCGGCGAGGGUGUGUUACGAGAAGCUGCCGUACAAGCGGAUACGCGGCAGGGACAUCAGCGUCAAGUACGCGCCCAAGACUUCGAAGAAGGAGGGAGGAUCGCCGGCGGCGCCCCCGCGUCCGGUGCCGGACACCGCGUGGAAGGGUCCGGUGCCGCCGGACACCGCGUGGAAGGGUCCGGUGCCGGGUCAGAAGAUGAACCAGUUCCAGCAGCAGCAGAUGAUGAUGCAGCAGCAGAUGAUGAUGAUGCAGCAGCAGAUGAUGGGCGGCGGCAUGGGCGGCAUGAUGGGAGGGAUGGGGAUGGGGAUGGGCAUGCCCAACAUGAUGGGGGGAAUGGGCGGCCGAGGUGGCGGGCGGGGAGGUGGUCGGGGCCCUCAACACAAACGACCCAGGAACUGA
Messenger RNA from Micromonas commoda, 4200 nucleotides. RefSeq lists its product with no specific name. The record is from RefSeq and is a predicted model, not a curated record. Gene Ontology annotation, biological process: intracellular protein transport; COPII-coated vesicle cargo loading; endoplasmic reticulum organization. Gene Ontology annotation, molecular function: RNA binding; protein binding; structural molecule activity. The transcript has 3 exons. The coding region runs from base 1 to 4200 and encodes 1399 amino acids. Lineage: Eukaryota; Viridiplantae; Chlorophyta; Mamiellophyceae; Mamiellales; Mamiellaceae. Gene Ontology annotation, cellular component: COPII vesicle coat; endoplasmic reticulum exit site.